GAUUUUUGACUGUUCGCUUACUGCUAUCGUUUAUGGUUACUGUGUGUGUAGUUUUAUUUUUCGUAAGAGAAUAACUAAGAUUGAUUUCAAUAUGAGAAAUACAUUUUGAAAUAUAAAGUUAGAUGAGGUCAAUAGGUUAGGUCGUUACCACACUCAGUACUUUUGAUUAUUACAUAAAUGACCAAGGAAAAUAUCUUGGUAACGUGAACACAUAAAAGUUGACCGUCUAUGUUGGACUUAAUGGAAGCAGAGAAUAACACACCGGACUCCAUGCACAGUGCUAGAGAUAUCCUAUGUGUUAGCGACAUCCUAGAUCGAUGUGCUAUGUGUAUCAACUUACUUCUUGGCUGGAAGUGAGAGAUGUAGACGUAGUUUGCGUGUGUUUUUUUUUUUUUUGCUGAUGACGUUUCAUAAAGGAUUGAAAACAAAAAUUAAAAUAUAACCAGCCAGAAACUUGUUUCGAAGGAGUUAAUCAUGAUCAGUACAUUGUCCAGAGGUAGAAUUGCUUUUUUAGUUGUAGGAUGUGUCAUAGGCGCCUCAGUUUUCUAUUAUUUCCAACAUUCACAAGUGACAGGUUUUUAUUCUUCAUCACCAAAUGAUAAGUAUGUCGAAGCAAGGGACCUAAACUCUCUCACAGUGCCUGACAUAGCGGACCUACUGAUAGACAGGUUGAGCCGACCUUCCGAUUUAGCCAAAGUUGUGCUGAAUAAAUCAUGUGAAGAGAUAGCAGGACAUGCUGGUUGCUUUGACAAGAACUGUAAGCAAGUCAUCAGCCUUGACCCCAAGACAAGGAUAAAUGACCUUUUCUCCACGGGGAAGCUGACCCUGUCACAGGCGCAGAGAGACCAGGUGCUCUCUAUCGCCAAGACCAUUCCGGAGAGUGAUGUCAUCAUCGCGUCUGCCAGCUCCUCCAAUCACUACCAUGAGAUGCAGGCGAUGUUUCAGAGCCUGCAUCAGGUCGUAUACCCGAAAUUCAGCAAUUUUUCCGUGGUGCUCUUCGACAUUGGGCUCAGUCCAGAGGAGAGAAGAAUAACAGAACAAAACUGUAAGUGUCAAGUAGUGAGCUUUCCUGCCGAAAUCUUCCCACCACAUGUCAAGAACAAUCUUUGCUAUAGCUGGAAGCCUUUGAUAAUACUGGCAACUAUUUCCAGAGCCAGAAAGUAUCUAGUUUGGCAGGACUCGUCUGUCAGAUGGUUUGAUAAUUUCCGAGUUGUCUUUGAUCGAACCCAAGUCUACGGCCAUCAACUCUUGCGUUAUAUUGAUUCAAGCCGAGUACCUUCUAACACAAUUAAACAAACUUUUGAUUACCUUGGAGACGAGCCUUGUGCCUACUUCCCAUACCCAGAGGUUCAGGGCAACUGUAUGCUACAUAAACGUGAUCCGUUUGUCAUUAAGGCCAUUCUGGAGCCAUGGGUCAGGUGCGCUUUGGAGAAAGACUGCAUCUGUCCAGCUGAUCCUGGGUCAGUUUUAGGAUGUAACCCAAAUCUCAAAAUACAUAGGUGUCACAGGUUUGACCAAUCAGCUUUGACUAUCAUUCUUGCAAAAGUCUAUGGUGAAGACAUGUACAGGUUUAUUUCCCCAGAAACAAGUUUUGACAAACCAGAGUACAUCUUUGUAAGGCGUGGACACGCUGUCAAUGAUUACUUUAAAAGCUAACAAUGAACGCCUUCAUGUCUAGCCAAGGCCUUUUGAAAAUUGUGACACUAUGCCUGUGAAAUCCAACCUCAGUCACUUAAAUGUAAAAAGAAUGUUUUUUAUUAUUACAAGGUCAUCACAUUCCAUGCCAUUAUUAUAUGCUUUGUUUGCUUGUGUUGCUGAUACAUUUCACAAUUUUGUAAAACUCAUUCUGUUCAAACUUUGCCUCAACACACUAAAGCUAUGUCUCUAGACCCAAUGUAAUGUAUUCAAAACGAACAGCUCUCUCUCAAAUUAUCUACCCCUAAUAAACAAAAGUGACGUGACGUCUCUAGAUCCAAUGCAUUGGAUUAAAACGAAUAGCUCUCUCAAAUUAUUUCCCCCUAAUAAACAAAAGCGAUGUGGUUUCUCUAGAUCAGUGAUGCUCAACCUUAUUCAGCCCGCGGCCAUUCUGAUUUUCGGAAUUCGUGUCGCGAGCCACAUCAACGAAAAGUUAAUAUAAACCAUUUCUAUUACUCUUAUUAGAAACCCAUUGAUCUAAUUGGCCUACUUACAUAAAUUAAUGAAGAGUUUGACGUUUAUUUAAAACCAACUUCAGAAUAUCCGGCUACAUACAGAAUUUUAAUUUUCCAAUUGCCUUAUAAUUGUCUUGCAAGAAAGGUCGACGGUAUUCUUCUUUUCCAUGGCACAUUUCUUCCAUCACAGCUUGCAAGAAUUUUUUUUAAAGCAUUGAAAAUGGCUAAAUUUCUCUAUUUAAAAUGUAAACAACUCUGUAGCUUGCGUUAAUCUCCCAAACUAAUGCAGAAAUGAUGUCAUGUGUUACACACACAAGAUGUGAACCCCACGGCCAGCUCAAGACAGCAUCAACAUGUUCCAAGAACCAAAGAAAUCAACUACCGGCUCUUGGUUUUCUUGCAAAAAAAAAAAAGAAAUCCAUCAAAGAAUAAAUGAGCGUCCUAACUUAGAGAAAAUAAUUUUUUUUAAUCUUUAUAAUUUUUUUAUAUUUUUUUUUGACACAUUUUGACAACUGCCAACGUUUUGAAUAGCAUCACGUCACGGACCAGACCUGGCUCGCGGGCCGUAUUUCGGGCAUCACUGCUGUAGAUCCAAAGCAAUGAAUUCAAAAUGAAUACCUUUCUCAAAUUAGCUGGCUGUGUAUGCAUGCCAUCACUGCUUUUAUGUAGGACUACAUCCAUGCUUCUAAAGCAGUGUUUCCCAAACUAUGACUAUUUGAACUAGUAGACCUAUACGUGAAUGAAUUCAUAAGUAAACGUUAUUUCAGUCCAGUACAGGCAAGAUUUUCAUAAUAUGUUGCACUCAAGUCAAAGUCAGGUAAUAUGACGCCACACCAGAUCUUAGAAUUCAUCAAUAUCGUGCAAUAUCGUAUCUGAUAUUAAGAAGUUAUGCUCUUCGAGGACAUUGUAGCAUCAGAUCACAUUUGUA
Messenger RNA from Biomphalaria glabrata, 3078 nucleotides. RefSeq lists its product as uncharacterized. The coding region runs from base 475 to 1656 and encodes 393 amino acids. NCBI's taxonomy places the organism in Eukaryota, Metazoa, Mollusca, Gastropoda, Planorbidae. The record is from RefSeq and is a predicted model, not a curated record. The transcript is spliced from 8 exons.